Messenger RNA from Dothidotthia symphoricarpi CBS 119687, 955 nucleotides. RefSeq names its product snare-like protein. Gene Ontology annotation, molecular function: SNAP receptor activity. The record is from RefSeq and is a predicted model, not a curated record. NCBI's taxonomy places the organism in Eukaryota, Fungi, Ascomycota, Dothideomycetes, Pleosporales, Dothidotthiaceae. The transcript has 5 exons. The coding region runs from base 57 to 668 and encodes 203 amino acids. Gene Ontology annotation, cellular component: Golgi apparatus. Gene Ontology annotation, biological process: endoplasmic reticulum to Golgi vesicle-mediated transport.
AUCUCACCCUUCAUCCUCUCCUUUACCUCGGAGUUCUCGCCCGACUUAUCGCCAUCAUGAAGGUCAUCUAUAUCGGAAUUUUCAAGAACGAGACCAAGCCCGCGGUCCCGUUGACAUCCGUGUCAGACCUUACAAGUUACAGUCGCUUCACAAGAUCGAGCAUCAGCGAGUUCGUGGCAUUCUUCGCAAGUCAGGUCGCUGAGCGAACACAACCAGCGCAAAGACAAGAUGUUGAGGAGAAAGAAUACAUGUUCCACGCCUAUGGCCGCACAGAAGGCGUUUGCGGCAUAUGUAUCACCGACCUAGAAUAUCCCUCGCUUGUCGCUCAUCAAGUCUUGUCCAAGGUCGUCGACGAAUUCCUGUCCAAGUACCCACGCUCCGCCUACGCCAACGUCACCAAAGAAAACAUCGAGAACAAGUCGUUCCCCUUUCCAGAGCUCGCCGAUUACAUCAAGAAGUACCAGGACCCGCAACAGGCCGACAGCAUCAUGAAGAUCCAGAAAGAACUCGACGAGACAAAGAUUGUGCUGCACAACACCAUCGAGAGCAUCUUGGAGCGCGGAGAGAAGAUCGAUAAUCUGGUCGCAAAGAGCGACGGUCUGAGUGCACAGAGCAAGAUGUUCUACACACAAGCCAAGAAGCAGAACUCUUGCUGCAUCGUCAUGUGAAACGCUUGUAAUGUCCUGGUUUGUACGGCGUUUUUUGUUGGAUCCAAUACUUGAAAUGACUCCAGCGCGUUGCGUCCCUUUUGAAUAAGUCAUAUUCCGUCUUGAUGUUUCUCAUGUUCAAGCCUGCAGUUGGUGGUGUUCAAAUGAUUUCGGUAGGUAUACACUCACAAAGUUGUCAGCGCUACAUCCCUUUCCAAUACACUUCUUACUCCAACCAACACCAAUCCUUUCCUUUUCAGUCACAUUCAGCUAUCAUUCUUCCAUCUCGUGAUCAUCCUCUAACCCCU